Sphenostylis stenocarpa is the source of this 1011-nucleotide messenger RNA. The record is from the annotation of a GenBank genome assembly. Lineage: Eukaryota; Viridiplantae; Streptophyta; Magnoliopsida; Fabales; Fabaceae.
AUGAAACCAUACAUUUUGACGUUCCUAUUAUUCCUUCUGCUCGCGGAUAAAUCCCAUGCAAAGGGUGGGGUUCGUUCUUCUCUACGCCGAGGAUUAUUCAGGAGCACCGGCGGCGGAGUGAUCGGUUUCCGAUGGCACAACACCGUCAACAACGUCGAACAACAGGAGUUGUCUCCGCCGCCGCCAACCAAGCAAGUCAAAGGCCUUUCUCGCAUCAAAGACUACUUCUCCGACUUCGGCUACCUCCAAUCCUCUCCUCCAUUCAACGAUUCCCUCGACCACCAAACACGAACCGCUAUCAAGUCCUACCAGCGUUUUUUCAAUCUCAACCCCACCGGCGACCUAACCAACGAGACGUUCCACAAACUUUCGCUGCCGCGGUGCGGCGUCCCCGACGUGAACUUCGAGUUCUCCGCCGUGGGGAAUGUGUCGUGGCCCAAGGCCGGGCGGCGGUGGUUCUCCGGGAUGAGGCUCACGUACGGGUUCUUCCCGGCGAGUAGGAUUCCGGGGAACGCGACUGAGGUGUUCAGGAGGGCGUUCGCGCGGUGGGGUAGGGCUGUUCCGGGGUUGAAUCUGACGGAGGGGAGUUAUGAUGAGGCUGAUAUUAGGGUGGGAUUUUACGAUUUGGACGAGGGCGUUGAGGAUGUGGUGUGGGGUGAGAGCGUUGUGAGGUUGCGGAAUGGUAUGACCGGAGAGAUACGUUUGGAUGCGAGCAAGGAGUGGAGGCUGGCGAAGGAAAACGGCAGCGUAUUGGGGAAGGAGGGGGCGUUGGAUUUGGAGAGUGUGGCGAUGCAUCAGAUAGGGCAUUUGUUAGGGCUUGAUCAUUCGAACGUGGAGGAGUCUGUUAUGUACCCUUAUGUGUUGCCGUCGAAGCAAAGAAAGGUGGAGCUCUCGGUCUCUGAUAAGGUCAAGAUUCAGGGUGUGCUUAGUCAUGGAAACUCUGGUCAUGGUGAACAUUGGGGAGUGUCUCUAACAAUUACCGCAUUAGGGUUUAUGCUAAUUCUAGCUUGA